AUGUCUGCGGAGAUUUGUUAUUGUAAUGUCAGCAAUCUGUCGCUUGGCCAACGUAUAACUCAAGACAGCGAUGAAAACGACGAGAACAGAAUAUCUGCAUCUCUGGACAAUGUUUUAGGCUGUGCUAUGUUUCUUAACUACUCUCUCGGGGCUGUUUUAAUAUGUUUAACUGCAUUCACAUUCACGAUGGUUGACAGCUUUUACCUAUCCGUCCGUUAUUUUUCUUUCUUUGUGUCUCUUCUUGUUGAAAGCUUCAACCUAUGCAUAGCAGGGCAGAUUUUAAGUGAUCACAGUCAAGAUUUGACUAAGUCUAUUUACUCUGCUGACUGGCCCAACGCAAGUCCACAAGUCAAAAAGUUGAUGUUGAUGUUCAUGAUGCGCACUCAGAAACCAUUUCAAUUGACAGCAAACGGGUACCUCGUCAUGAACUUAAACACAUUUAGUGCUAUAUGCAGUACCUCAUACCAAUUUUUUAAUCUACUACGCACGAUGUACCCU
Molecule: messenger RNA, 498 nt
Organism: Iphiclides podalirius (scarce swallowtail)
Lineage: Eukaryota; Metazoa; Arthropoda; Insecta; Lepidoptera; Papilionidae
Source: the annotation of a GenBank genome assembly